ACAGUUAAGCCAGUGAUAGAGCCGUUCGCUUUCCCGACGUCCCUAAGAGAGGGUCAAAGAGCGUCCAUCUUAUGCACGGUUAGCAGCGGAGAUAUGCCGAUCACUCUUCAGUGGUUCAAAGACAAUGUGCCGAUUAGUGAACAUAAAGGUGUUAGGGUUAAUGAAGUGGCCGAUUACUCAUCUACCCUGUUGUUCGAGUCGUUAACCCUCGACCAUAAGGGCAACUAUACGUGCAUCGCCGCCAACACUGCCGGCACCGUAAGCCACACCACAUCUAUGAUCAUUCACGUGCCUCCCCGAUGGACAGUAGAGCCCAGCGAUACAUCAGUGGUGAGGGGGCGAAGUAUCACGAUCGAUUGCGCCACACAGGGCUAUCCAUACCCCCGCAUCAUUUGGACCAAAUCGUCUUCGAACAUAACGCCAAAGGAUUUCAAACCUAUCAUUAGUGGACCACAUCUUCAAGUGUACGAAAACGGCUCCCUUUCUAUACAGGAGGCCAGGGAUACAGACCAGGGAUACUAUCUCUGUCAGGCACAGAAUGGCAUUGGACAGGGAUUAAGCAAAGUCGUCAAGAUUAGUGUACAUGAGGACGGCGGCGGAUAUGCGUGCAAAGCGGACAACGGUGUCGCCAGUAUUGAACAUUUCGCCAAAAUUAAUGUUUUGGGACCACCAGUGGUGAGACCGAUGAGGAAUAUAACAGUCGUGGCGAGUGAGCCAUUAAUUGUCAGGUGUCCUGUCGGGGGCUAUCCGUUGGAAAGCAUUACUUGGGAAAGAGGCGGACAUCGACUACCGUAUAAUCACCGGCAGAAAGUGCACGACAACGGGACUCUUGAGGUGUACCACAUCGAGAGGGCCACCGAUGAAGGCCUCUACACCUGCAUAGCUAAGAAUAAGAAAGGCCAGAGCGCUCAGAGCACUGUUGUUGUCCGCGUUCACAGUAAG
Medioppia subpectinata is the source of this 942-nucleotide messenger RNA. The record is from the annotation of a GenBank genome assembly. NCBI's taxonomy places the organism in Eukaryota, Metazoa, Arthropoda, Arachnida, Sarcoptiformes, Oppiidae.